AUGAAAUGUCUUGAGGAAUACAUACUACAAAACCUCGUUACACCUACACUCAGCAGUGAGCAGGUAUUUACUGAUAUUGCCAGACAAUUGUCGAGGGCAAAUGAUUAUUUUAAGGCUGCCAUCUCGAAAAUAUUUGUUGUUGCCAGCUCACAUCCUCGAUAUCUUCCCUCGGUGAAAUCCACGGAACAUUCAUCUGUUGUAGAUGAGUGCAUCAGGUUUUUGAGAAGCUGUGACAGCAGUAGUAAUGUGCUGACGUACGGAUACAAAGUGGCUAAGAAUGCGGAUGUCUUGUCGACUAUCCAUUGUGAAUCGACUAAUCUUAAUGUUUCGAAAUUGAAGUGCGGCAUAUGGUGUUCACUACACAAAAUACUUGGCACGGCCAAUUUUGUGAAUCUACUUGUUAAUUCGACAAUUUUUGAGCUCAGAGACGGACACUUUCAUCAGAUAGUAGGCCGUGUUCAUGAGCACCCGACAAGAGGUGCGCUAGAAUAUCAAGCGACAGUAGGAAACUUUUCCUUUUUAUACAGAAACAGAGGAGAUUGCAAGAUUGCGGAAAUUUUACCACAUUCCCCUCAGCUUCUCUGGCUUCAAAUUUUUGAAGAAUCGAGACAAUCUGUGGAACUGGGAGAACACCUUGUUGCACCUCGCGGCAUUGGCCUUCUAAAGAUUUUAUGCCAAGUUAUCAAGAACCAUCGAAAAUUGAAGUAUCUAUGUGUGCUCCAAGCAAUUUGUCCGCGUAAAAACAAAAAGACGUGCACAUCCAACGCGGACUUCAAAUCUGACGUCAAAAAUGUUAAUAAGUUUCUGACAGUCAUACUUGAGAAACUAAUUCCUCUAGAGUUCUUCGGUUCCAAGCAUAAUAAAUCAGUGCUGCUGUCCAAAAUAAAGACCUUACUGAAGCUCCAUUUACAUGGUCGCAUUUUUGUAGCACAUCUAAUUGAAGGCUUGAGAAUUAAAGACAUCCGAUGGCUAGGAUCGCCGUCAAGGAUUGAUGGCCGGGAGUCUACAAGGAGGCAAGGUAUAGUCAAAAUUAUCGUGGAGUGGCUAUUCGGUAGAUUUCUGCCUUUCAUUUUGAAGACCUUUUUUUACUGCACUGAGCUAUCCGCUACACAGGAGAUAUUGUUCUUUAGAUUUGACGUGUGGUCUGAGAUGACAGGACCCUUUUUGAGUUUAUACUUCAAGAAGCACCUUGUAUUGAACAAAAACUGUUCAGACCAUACGAGCGAUAGUGACUUCACUCACGGAUUCCUGAGGUUGACUCCCAAGCUCAAUAAGUUUGAUUUUCGCGUGAUAUUUGUGCCUCUCAAAUGUAGAUCUCAAGAUCAGCUCAAGAUGCAGUUAGAUAAAACACACAAUGCUAUCAGACCAACUGCCUGCAUUCUCAACUACAUCUUAACGAAAGGGGAAUCACGAGCAAGUGACUCCAUAUCAAGGAGGCUUUGCUCGCCUCUGGAGAUAGUUCCUGCUGUAAGCGAGUUUAAAAGAGCUCUUGUAAGCAAAUAUCAGCAAUUUCCACAGCUGUUUUUCAUUAAAUUCGACAUUCAGUCUUGUUAUGAUUCUAUUCCCAAAGUCAUGGCAAAGCAUAUCAUUAGCCUACAAGCUGAAUGCUACGCCGACUUUUAUGUCCGGUCCUAUUCCUUUUACGACUCUAGACGGGACGUCUUUAAACAACGCUUUAGUGUCAAUGGAGAGAAGGAUUCUGAAUUCCGAAGUGUCGAAAUUGAUAACGUGCGCACAACUUACCUCAGUAAGAACGACGUAUUGGACAUACUCGAUGACGAACUGAACAACUGCGCUAUCAUUCAUAAGGGGAGUUGCUACUUGAGAAAGUCAGGAAUUUUUCAAGGUGCCGCAUUUUCUUCCAAUGUUGUUGACUUUCUAUACAAUGACUUGAUUGAUAAUGAGAAGGUCUUUACCAAUUACAGUAACGCCGAUGUAGUCAUCUUAAGACUGGCAGAUGACUUUUUAGCGAUUUCGACAAGUAGAACUUACAUUGAGAGAAUGGAGAUUCAAGUUCGAGAAGGCUUUAAGGACUACAAUGCCUCUGCCAACUUGGGCAAAAUUGUCUCUAAUGUGAAGGAUGACAGAGCAGAAGUACGGUUCUGUGCUGUAGAUGUGGACUUGAAGCCACCUGUUUAA
Lachancea meyersii CBS 8951 is the source of this 2139-nucleotide messenger RNA. NCBI's taxonomy places the organism in Eukaryota, Fungi, Ascomycota, Saccharomycetes, Saccharomycetales, Saccharomycetaceae. The record is from the annotation of a GenBank genome assembly.